UUUCAGUUUCAUUUCAACAAAUUCACAUGACAUUGCAGUAUAACUAUUACGUUUUAUAAAUUUAAGUUAAAUAAAAUCGAAAUAAUGAAAGUACAAAUUACAAUAUGAUCCUUAGCUAUUAUGAGUCGGCCCGAUGUGGAUGAAGUGCUUAACUAUUUAUCCAUAAAGUUCAACAAAAUAUUUUGUGAUCGUGAUUUCGUCUGUUGUGUAAUUGAAGACUUCCAGAGGAUAUUUGACAACAAGACCAAAAUUUGUGUCCUCGUGUUUCCAACGUUGGGGCCAAUCUAUCUUAAAGCUCUUCGCUACCAAGCGAGGAUAUUUGAUUUAGCAGUCUUCAACCUCGCCUCACCUUCAGGCAAGUUCAAAUCAGUCGCAGUAUGCCACAAGGAUCACUUAAAAAAAACUAAAGAAGAAACCAUGGCAGAAUCGGGCUCUAAGCGAAAACGCCCCGAAAGGCAGCUGUAUGUACCUCCGGCACAAAGAGCAUCACGACUUUUAACCAAACAGUGCGAGAAAAAAGUGACGGAUAAAGUGCAAGACAAAAGUGUUAAAUGCCAAGAGAGUUUAAGUGAUUCGUGUUCUAGUGUUUUAAGUCUGAGUGAUUUUGUGAAUCUGGUUUAUUUUUUUAAUGCUCUGCCAUGUGAAUUCCGAAGCUUAUCCAAGAUCUGUAACCAGCAUCAUAAUUGUGAAUUUCGCAAGUUUUUGAAUUUUAAAAAAUACGACGCUGCGUUAAAAGCUGAGAAUUUUAUCAAAAUUUAUGAUAAUUUCGUGUUACUUGGUAAUGUGUGGUGGAGAUUAAGUGAAUUGCAGUGGUCUCAAUCUGACAGACAAUUUAAAUCAUAUCCAAUUUAUGAUUUGGACUAUCCUCAGAUUGCUGCUGAUAAACCACCAGCAGUUUUAGUAAAUCAUGACUUGAAUGAUUUUCAAAAAUUAGUCUCUCAGUCGGAUGAGCAUGAAAAUAGUUUGUAUAAAAUAGAGUGUGAUAUAGUUUGUGAUGAGUUAGAAAAUUGCCACAUAGUAGAUCUUUCAGUGAUAGAAUUAGGACAUUUGUUCAUCAUUUCGAUACAAGAUGGUGAAUACCUUCAUGAGUGCCAAGAAAAACAUGAUGCAACCACUUGUUGCAAAAACUUUAGAAACCAGUUAGAGAUUAGUGCGAAAUUAGAAAAAACUGUCAGUGCAAUACCGAUUGAAAAUGAGGCACAAAAAGUCGAAAUAGUAGAAACAAAAGCAACUGAAAAUGAAACGAACGGCACGAUAAACACAAAUGGAACGAACGAAACCCCGAAAACUAAUAAAGAAAUAGUAAAAAAUCAAAUAAAUAAAAAGAAAAAGAAAGUAUCGGAUAAUCAACACGAACAAGAGAAGGAGAUUAUGAGGAUGACGAAGGAAUACAUCAAUAGGAGAACGAGACCUAUAAUGAAAUAUGUGGAUGAUUCGAACGAUACGUUACGAAUCGAUAAAGACGACAGUGUGAAUAAUUGGGAAGAUCUGUUUGAUGAUAACGGAGAAAUUCAGGAAAAUUUAUUAACAGAAAUCGUGGAUAAGGUUGGAGAUGACAUAACAAUAGUGAAAGCGAGCGAAGACUACACCGCGUAUACAAAUAAGCCUCCAGAAGAUUUGGAACAUAUUGUUGAACUUUAUAAUUUUCCACCUACCUUAGAAACACACGAUUUAGUUCAAGCUUUUAGUAACAUCAAUAGUGAUGCUAUGUACAUAAAAUGGGUCGAUGAUACCCAUGCCCUACUAGUUUUAGGUUCAUUAACCCAAGCUCAAAAAGCUAUUAAUAUGAGAAAUCCACUCAUCAAAGUUCGUCCAAUGACAGCUGCAAGCGCCAUAUCAAUGGAUGUAGCAAAUAAGUCAGACUUAAAACCAGCCAUGAAACGUCCGCCAACUAACUUACAGACUGCUAGGAGAUUAAUUACUACACAUUUAGGUACAAAAAGCAAAAUAACGAAGGAACAGAUGGCGAAAGAAAAACAGGACUUAAAAAACGCGAGAGAAAUGAAGAGAUUGCUCAAACAAAACGAGAAGGAUGCCUGGGAAGGUAAUUUGCGAUCUUCAGUCAACUAAUCUUAUAAUUGUGAUUCGUGCCUUAUGAAUGUACCUAGAUUUAAUCAAUUUUUUGAUUUUAUUAUUGUGUGUAAAUUUAGUCAUUUUUAGCAAGUGUUGCUUGUGAAUUCAUUUUUGUGAAUUGUUUACAUGUUCUAGUUACCAGAUCAUAACAAACGAGUUUUAUAUACAUAUCUAUAUUUUUUACAGAUCAUUAUUUUAUACUAUUGUCUAUUUAUUAUGUAUAGCUUUAGCUGUCAUUUUUCUUGGAGAUAAUUUUAUUAUGAAUAUUAAUUGUUGUGACUUCCUAUGUACAAUGUAACAAAUGAUGUUUAGGAAGUGACCUUAAUAUUUUAUUUUUGUGAUAUUUAUAAAUUCGAUUUAUACAGAUACUAUCUAUACACGUUUGUCAACAUCUCAGGAGCAUAAUUUUUAUUAUGUAUUCUUUCAUAGUUGAAUAUAUUUUACUUAACGUGAGUGAAUAAAA
Molecule: messenger RNA, 2536 nt
Organism: Zophobas morio
Lineage: Eukaryota; Metazoa; Arthropoda; Insecta; Coleoptera; Tenebrionidae
Exons: 8
Coding region: 121-2070 (649 amino acids)
Molecular function (GO): nucleic acid binding
Source: RefSeq, a predicted model, not a curated record